GGAGGAGCAGUCGAGCUUUCAGUCAUGGAGCAGACGACAGGCGCAGACCAACCAAAACCUGUUCACACCAACGCCUUGUCACCAGUGUUUGGAAAGGAGGGCGAUGGGGGUUUCACCACAAGAAGUGAUGACAUUUGGAAGUCAAAGAUUGACCAUAUGGCGAUGGAACCAGUGCUAAUUCAACCAGGUCUUGGGAUCACUACCACGACUAUUACUACCAUCACACAGACAGGAGGUGAUUGGAGCACCGGCUUGUUUGACAUAUGGGGAGACAAGAAGACAUGUGUCCUGGGGUCCUUCUUGCCGUGCUGUUUAGAUCUGAGUUUAGCUCACCAGUAUGGAGAGUGUCUCUGCCUGCCUCUCCUGCCUGGAUCCACCUUCGCCAUACGGGUUGGGAUCCGCGAGAGGUACAAGAUAAGGGGCAGUGUUUAUGAGGACUGGACCACCGUGUGCUGCUGUUAUCCUCUGGCUGUCUGUCAGAUGACCAGAGAGAUGAAGAGGAGAAUGAAGAGUCAGACAUAUCAUGUGUCUACCACCCUGCAGUGCUCCUGAGGAGGCUCUGGAGACUAACUCAAAGCUAUCCUUUCCGAUCUGAUGAACACGGAAAUUUAUUAUUAAUAUGAGUAGCAUUAAGAAUUAGUGCAACAAGGUUCAAACAAGUUUGAAAUGCUCGUGAGAGGGCUUUUGGAUUGUACAUCAAGCCUAUCUUUUACAAACUGAGGCAGAGUGGAAAUUAUUAGACUACAUUGUUUGCCAUAUCUUUUUAAACUAUUUUUUUUCUCAAGUAAAGAGAAACCAAAGACACGUGUCCAUGUCAGGUGUGCUCAUGAAUAAGAGCAUGUCUAAUUCCAGGGUUUGUCAGGGAAACUAAAUCAAGCCUGCCUGCCUUGUGCACUGGAGAACAUUGGGGCGACACCAAUGUGAUUAUUGCAAAGCAGUAUUGACACCUGCCACUAUAAUGUGAGGUUUUUAUUUUUUUUACAGAUUUCAUGUUUUAGAGGGGGACAAAUUUGAAUUUUUACAACAUUUAAAAAAAACUACUUGCUGUCAACUUGAUUAUGUCUUCUUUCCAGUUGAAAGUGACUGUCUUGUUGAUUUCACCUUUUCCAUCCUUUUCAGACACCAGCUAGUAGAUUUGACGACAAGCAUAUUAGAAAAUUUAUGACAGCCUUUUGAAACUGCGAGACAAGGAUUUCUCAAAGGGAUUGCAGCUCAGGAUGAAGAAAUUAUCCCUUUUUUCCAGUGUAAAUGUCUGUGGAUAUCUCUAAAUCUUUUCAACAUGAAAUUGAAAACAUUUCUUGAAGCCACAAUCCCGGGGAUUUGCAUGCUAAUAAUCAUAACUUUUCAUACUUUCCAUCGCUGAUGUAUUUAAGACAACCCAUAUCGUAACAUCAAAAUGUAAGUUUUCGAGUUGUUCAUUGUAAUUGUUCCUCUUGGGGGAAACUUUCCAAAAAUACGAUAGGUCACAUAGUGUUUUACAUCUUUGCCAGAGUGGCCACAUGUAUAGGUACUAUAAGGCCGCUGUGGCUUGCAAAUUCGUUGUAGCUACCAUUCAAAUAUAGCAGAGCAGAGUCAUGACAGACUUUUACCAACAAAUGUUUCAACUCCAGUAACUAAAAACCCAGUUUCAACCAUGUGUUUCUUUAUCUGGCAGUGAGGAAGGUGAAUAACAUAAAAAAAACAAGAUUAAAUUAAAAAUGCCGUAUCUCGUAUUUAUGACUUUUUAAGUCAAAAUUACAAUUUAGUAUCUCAUACUUAUGUCUUAGUAAGUCAAAAACAUGACUUAAUAUCUUAACUUUCUAAGUCAAAAUUAUGGCUUAGUAGCUCAUAAUUAUGACAGUAUCUAAGAACACAAACGCAUAUCCAGUUUAGUACAGAGAAGGUUUACUUUACCUGGCCCAAACAAGUUUCAUCCUUCAAAUUAUGACCUGAAAAGCCUCUUACUAAGUCAUAAUCAUGAGACAUUAAGUCAUAAGAUAUUUAGAAUUUUUUUCUUUUCUUUUUUGGAUUCUCCCCUUUUCUCUCCCCAAUUGCAUUUGGCAAUUACCCCACUUCCGAGCCGUCCCGGUCGCUGCUCCACCCCCUCUGUCAAUCCCGGGAGGGGGGGGGCAGCAGACUACCACAUGUCUCCUCCGAUACAUGUGGAGUCGCCAGCCGCUUCUUUUCACCUGACAGUGGGGAGUUUCACCAGGGGGACGUAGCGCAUGGGAGGAUCACGCUAUUCCCCCCAGUCCCCCCCCCACCCCGAACAGGCGCCUCGACUGACCAGAGGAGGUGCUAGUGGAGUGACUAGGACACAUACUCACAUCCGGCUUCCCACCCGCAGACACGCCCAAUUGUGU
Molecule: messenger RNA, 2342 nt
Organism: Lampris incognitus (smalleye Pacific opah)
Lineage: Eukaryota; Metazoa; Chordata; Actinopteri; Lampriformes; Lampridae
Gene: plac8l1
Product: PLAC8 like 1
Exons: 4
Coding region: 25-552 (175 amino acids)
Source: RefSeq, a predicted model, not a curated record